GUCACGCGAUAAUACAGCCUCGAGUCACAUGAAAGAGUCACCAGUGUACAGUUAUUUGCCCCCCUUCGUACUGUAUGUAGCAUUAAAUACGUUGCAUUUAAGUCUGUGGCUUGUCGGGAUUAAAGAAGAGCUAUGGACGAGGACGGACUUCCGAUUGUGGGCUCUGGAGUUGAUUUAACCAAGGUUCCUGCCAUUCAGCAGAGAAGAAUUGUUGCUUUUCUCAACCAAUUCAUCGUUCACACUGUUCGCUUCCUCAACAACUUCUCUACAGUGUGUGAGGAGAAACUUGCCAACAUUUCCCUGCGCAUCCAGCAGAUAGAAACCACACUGUGCAUUUUGGAGGCCAAGCUGUCCUCCAUCCCUGGCCUGGAGGACGUCACCAUAGAUGCAGUGGGACAUUCCCAACCUGUCCAGACCAACGGAACCAGUGCUCCCAGUCAGACGGAUGGUCCACUAGCUGUGAUGCUUCCACCUCCAGAGGCUCCUCACAGCGCUCCUGAGGAUGUGACAAAAGAGGUGAACGUUAUGACGGUCGCCAAGGAUCCUCGCUAUGCCAGAUAUCUGAAGAUGGUUCAAGUGGGAGUUCCAGUGAUGGCCAUCAGGAAUAAAAUGACCCUAGAAGGUUUGGACCCAGACUUGUUGGAUAAGCCAGAUGCCCCAGUGCCCGACGGAGGGGGAAAGAACCUGGAAGAGCAGGAAGCGGAUGCCAACACUUCGGAUAGCGAGUCGUCCUUUAGCGACUGACGGAUGUCCUGGCCUGUCUGGAAGCGGGCUAGCAAGUAGAUGAAUGUGUCAAGUGGCUAUUCUAAGUGCACUAGCUUGUAGCAUCUAGUGGCUAUUCCACUCAGUGUACUACAACAGUCUUUAAUGAGUAAAGCCUGGAUUAUGCUUGAAUCACUGCGCCUUCCCCUUUAACACCAUUUUUUUAUAACUCUUUGUCUGGGUUUAACGCGUGAUGUGCAAUUCUCUGAAACUAUUGCUUGUUGAACCAUUUUAUUAGCUUUUUAGCUUCCUUGGUGGUGACAGAACAAUGGCAAAUAAAGAGAAUCCGAGAGUGUAAUUGGAGCUGAGACUAAUCCUUGUAUUUCAAGUCACUUUUAAUGUAAAUGUUGAUCUGAAAUCAGAAAGUGGGCUGGACCCGCUCUGAAUGAGUCGUACACUGUUCACCCAGGAAGUCAUCUAGUACAAGACAAGCAAAUACAUUCUUUACAAUGUGCACAACAAGCUUUGCAGGAGGAGCAAACCGAUUUAUUGUAUGCUUUGGCCUCGACGCAGCAGCAUAUCCCAGGCUUUACACUCUAAAUGUCCAAUGAGGACGUUCUAGUUCUCCCUAAAAGCCCAGUUAAAGAUAAACAUUUAACUGCUGAGUUGCAGAAAGCUGAAAUGUUUUUUUGUAACUAUUUUUGCCUCAAGUAGGGUGCCAAACAUCACUAAUUAUAUGGAAUAAAAUAAAAAAGCCAAUGUUCUACUUAG
Messenger RNA from Nerophis lumbriciformis (worm pipefish), 1473 nucleotides. The record is from RefSeq and is a predicted model, not a curated record. Lineage: Eukaryota; Metazoa; Chordata; Actinopteri; Syngnathiformes; Syngnathidae.